CAGCAAUCCAACGAGUCGAAGCAUGCCAACGGGCGCGGAUGGGAUCGUCGACCUCGACGGUCAUGCGGACGAGGGGAUGAAGCGCAAGAAGCGCAAGUCCAAGCUCCGGCCGCAGACGAUCGAGGAGGUCUUCUCGUCGGUCUCGACGCAAAAGGCGAAUGGCAUCAACCCGCCGCCCGAGAAGAUCGUGCUCUCGCCGCGGUCGGCCGAGGCCUGUCUGCGCACGGGCGUGAACCCCGAGACGCUCAAGAUCCGGGACCUCGAGUCGUUCGAGGUCGCGGGCGUGAGCCCUGCCGUGCAAAAGAUGCGUCACGAGGCCUACAGCAUGCGCCGGCACGACCAAAUGAAGCUGGUCCGCGCGGAGAAGAAGGUGAUCUUGGCCGACGAGGACGCGAGCAGCGAGGCCGUGCCAGGCAGCCACCGGUCGCCGUCCAACUCGCCACCGAAAAAGUCGGAUUCGCAGUCGAGUAUGAUCGAUCUCGAGAAGCGCCGGCUCGAGAAGGUCCAGUUCCGGCAGCAGCGCGAGAUUGAGCAAAUGCUCGAGUUUGAAAUGAAAAUGAACCGCCUCCAAGAAGAGGCCGCGCAAAAGGUCUUGCGCGAGAAGCAACUCCACGACCAGAUCGAGCACGACAAGGCGCUGCGCGUGAAGGAGCUCGCCGAGGCGAAGCGGCUCAAGGAGAUCCAGAAAAAGGCGCAGGAAGACGCCGCAGAGGAGCGCCGGCGCCAGAUUGCAGCCCAAAUGUUCCAGCGCGACAAGGAGCUCGCCGAGCAAAAGGCGCGGCAAGAGCGGCUCCGGAGGAUCGAGACCAAGCUUCGCGAGGAAGAGCGCCAGAAGAAAGCCGAGGAGCACAAGCAAAAGACCGAAGCGAUUCUUGCCAAGCAGCAGAGCGAGAUCCAAGCGCGGCUCGAGGAGCUCACGGUCGCCGAAGAGACGCGCCAGCGCAUGCUGGAGGAGCAGCAGGAACAGCGCAUGCGUGACAUGGAGGAGCGCCGGGAGAUGGUCGCCGCGCGCAUCGACAGCAACCUCCGCCAAGCGCGCCGCGUCGAGAAGCAGCGGAAGCGCGAAAUUCAAAUGAAGCAGCGCCAGAGUGAGCAACAGCGGGCCCAGGUGAAAGCCGAGCAGGAGCGCCAGCGCGAACUCGCCAAACAAGAAAUGGAGCUCAUGGAGCGGAAGCGGCAGCUGGUGCUGGAAGACGCACGGCGCGAGGAGGAGCGCAAGAAGGCCGAGCUUCUCGAGCGGCAGCGCGAGGUCGACGAGAACGUCCAGAACGUCCAGGAAGCGCACUACCGUGCGCUGCAGCUCAAGCGCGAGCAGCGGCAGAUCCAGAAGCAGCUCAAACUCAGCAACGUCGACCGCAUGAAGCGCAUCCAAGAGUACAAGCGGCUCGAGACGUUGCGCAAGAUUCGGGAGGCCGAAGAGCGCACGGAGGCCAUGAUCCAGCAAAAGGUCGAGCUCAUUCGGCAGCGCAAGGAAGCGUCCGUGCGCUCCAAGAUCCAGCGCGACACGAUUGUGCAGACGAUGGAGAACGUCAAAGUCACCAAAAAGUGGAAAAAGGCUUCAAAAACCAUCGACAAGGUGCUCGGCAUCAAGAAGCCGUCGCGCAACCAACGCCCGCAGUCGAGCGAGACGCUGCCGCGUAGCCGGAGUGCCGCCGAGCUGCCCCAGCUGCGCGCCAAGACACCACCGAGUGCCGUGGGCAAUUCGAGCAAGAACAUGCGACCAGCGUCGCCACCACCGACCAAGACGGCCUUUCGACACAUCCAAGAAACCGAGGCGCGACCGGUCGACCCCUCGCCGUUCCGAUCGCCGUACGACGAAGUGCCCCACUUGAUACAGAAGAAGCUCAAGCAGUCGAGGCACACGGAGUCGUCCGUGUUUUAAUUUAACACCCGUCGUUUGCAAUAGAAACCCUACAGCAUCAAAG
Saprolegnia parasitica CBS 223.65 is the source of this 1925-nucleotide messenger RNA. RefSeq lists its product as hypothetical. Bases 23 to 1882 code for a protein of 619 amino acids. NCBI's taxonomy places the organism in Eukaryota, Oomycota, Saprolegniomycetes, Saprolegniales, Saprolegniaceae. The transcript has a single exon. The record is from RefSeq and is a predicted model, not a curated record.